Molecule: messenger RNA, 2094 nt
Organism: Brassica napus (rape)
Lineage: Eukaryota; Viridiplantae; Streptophyta; Magnoliopsida; Brassicales; Brassicaceae
Exons: 7
Coding region: 720-1676 (318 amino acids)
Source: RefSeq, a predicted model, not a curated record
UUGCGCCAUUAAUUAGAAACGUAAGCGGCAAUUGCGCUUGCGCCCUACCUAAUCUGACCCCACCCAUGUUCUUUAAAUACGUCCCGCAUGCGUUCUCAUUCUCAUUAUGUUUCUUCUUUCAUCAAAACUUCUUCUUAGGCGUUUGUUUGUUCAUAAGUUUUGGUUUUAAUCUCUUGUUCGUUAUGAUGUUUUACCAAAAUCGUUUUAUGAUUCUCUUGUACCCUUACGUUAUUCUUUUUCUUUUUAAUGGCAAACUCAAAUCCGGUGGUCAAGUUGAUGAUGACCAAUCUCAGAUCCUUGAUCCUGGUAGGGAUGAUGAUGAGGGCUUAAACCCACAUCCUUGAUCGCUGAUUAGGAAUGGUCUUAGAUGUUUCUUUUUGUUUUGUUUUUCUGUUUCAUUCGGAUGAUUUUAUGAAAUCGUUUUCUAUGUUUUUAAAAAAAAAACUAUAUGAUUUUCAGUGGUAAUUCUCUAUGGGUCAAUCCCAUACCACAAUGGUUUAAUUGCCGUGUCCCACAUACCCAAAGCCCAAUACUAUUCGGCCCAAUAUGAUUUAAUGCCCUGAUAUUUAGUGGCUUUCGGUUCGUUGUUUCAAUCUCUAGGGUUUUUCAAAAGUCGACUCUCCCUCACCGGCGAGAUAUUCAACCGAGUCUCAGGCUUGUUUUCGAAAGUCGCAUCUCUCUCUCUCUUUCUACAGAGAUAUUCCACCACGAUUUGCAGAAUGACUGGAACAGAUAAAGCCAUAUUCUACAUUAGUGUCGAUCCUUCAAAUGUGGAACUAGCUGCUGUGCUCUACAUCAGCGUAUUCAAGGCCGAGAGAAUCACACAAUAUGAUGAUGGAAGUGUUGAGCUUAAGAUUUUCGAUUCGUCUGUGUUGGUCACGAGUGGCUCUCCUCGUUUCAGGUCCAUUGUGGAACUCCGAGUGGAUCCUCAUACCAUCUCUUUGGUUAUAGAUAGCCAAGCUUUUGUUGCGACAGAUCUAAAACUAAAUCUCUCUUCACAAUAUCUCCUGAAAGUGAUAGACCCUUUCCAAGUCAUUUGGCUGUUAAGUAUAAAGGAGUUUUCUGAUGGUUUGCGUUAUCUUCCUUCUUGUACCAAAUGCAAAUACCCUUCACAUCAUCGCCCCGCUCUCUGUUCCGAGAUGACAAGAUGGCAACUAAUGAUUGGCCAAUCACUUGAGACUCGAGAGUUGUUAGGGAUCGAACCCUAUUUUAGAGACAUCGAAACCUUAGAAGCGGACUUGUUCCGGAUAAGAGAAUGUAGGACUUUCUACGAAAUUCUUAAUGUCAGAUCCUUCGUAGGUGUUUUGUCUACCACACUGGACGAGUUGGAACGUUUUAACACCCUAUUGCAAGGAUUGCAUGUGGUUCGGGCUCUGAACCCGACCUACGAAGCUGCUGGCAACUUCAAGAAUCUGUUACGUUCUGCUGUAAACAGUUACAACAGUCUACUGGAGGCCAUUAUUCCUACGGGAAUGGCUAGGGAAACGCGUGAGCUGCCUAACCCUGUUGCAACUCGGGCACGUGCAGCUGAUAAUUGGAGGCAAUUGGUGAAGCGUUGCCACUCUGCUAGAUUUCUCAUGAACAACAAAUUAAGUAAGGCUAACACUCGUGAGGAGCUAUGGAUGUCGGACCUCCUCUAUGACGAGGUAUCAGAUUGGAGGAAACAAAAUAUAUGAUAUCCAGAUUUCUCAUGAACUUGGGUUUUCUUCUUUUGAAUUAGUAAGAGCUUUAAUUAGUUUAUUUACUUGUUUGAUUUUUAAACAUUUCAUUCUCUAAGCUUGUUUUUCUUGUCACUCCUUGGAUAUUGGGUUUUAUCUAGUUCAUGCUUUUGUUAUAUAUAAAAACUUUUAAUUUCAAAAAAUUGAACAUGCUAAUAUGUGCCUGAUCUAAUGUACAACACUUGAUAUCAAUAUUAGUACACAAACUUACGCCCUGGAAGAACACAGAAUAAAAUAUGAUCCACAACAUUUAUGUAUUCUAUUCAUUUGUAGCUAGUGACUCUUUCUUUUCUGGUCACCCGAAAUCAUUUAUAUUGAGAAUCCACUGUGUUGUAUUAUUUAUUUGUAUAAAAUAUGGUAGGAUGCUUUACCAAAA